This is a messenger RNA of Funneliformis mosseae, 822 nucleotides long. Lineage: Eukaryota; Fungi; Glomeromycota; Glomeromycetes; Glomerales; Glomeraceae. The record is from the annotation of a GenBank genome assembly.
AUGGAACCUAUUACAUCUUCAAAAACUACAACAAAAAUAAACACUCAAAAACAUUAUCCACAACCAAGUAGUGGUAGGAAUUCGCCGAUAGUCGCAGAGGCUUCAAGUAGUAGUGGUAGCGGUGGUGGUCCUGAGGAACUAGAAGAAAAUGGUGUUAUUACUGAAUCGGAAGAUAUAUUACCUACUCCGCCAACAGGAGAAGAAUUUAUUGACGAGGAUCCUUUUCUUUUAGUGUCCUUAAGAGCUUCAAAGAGAUCGCCACCCAGACCAAAGCGUAUUUCAAUCUUAUAUACGUUUGCAUUAUUGGAUAUAAUCAUUAUAACGGUUUGUACGAUUAUGUUAGUUCAUAAGGACAAACAAGGUUAUUGGCAUUGGAAGAAAGCAGUCUGGGAUUGGGUUGCUCUCGGACUUAUUAGAUUUAUGAUUGUUAUAGGAAUAGCGUCUUCUCAGUGGAUUAGAGAAUUGCGCUGGGCUUUAGGAGGUACUUGUUGUUUUUCUUCAUUGUACAUAAUUUUCAAAACAAAUUUAUUAAUUCAGCAAAAAUCGGUUGAUAAAUAUCAUCUCAUUCUUUUAUUAUCAUCUUUUCUAUUUUGUCAAAUACAUUGGAUAGCAUAUGUUGUUGUUACAACAGAUAGUCGUCGUCAAGCGAUGCUACUACGAAAUCAUUCUAUCAUUUUUGAAGAGGAUAAUCCUAAUGCUGGAGAAAAUGAGGAUGUUAAUCAUGCGUUACUUAAUGAGGAAAGAGAUACUUCUUCGCGAUCGUAUGGCGCAACCUCAAAUCAUUGUGAUGAAAUCGAUGUUUUAGUUACCAACAAUCGCUAA